Molecule: messenger RNA, 2892 nt
Organism: Phytophthora infestans T30-4
Lineage: Eukaryota; Oomycota; Peronosporomycetes; Peronosporales; Peronosporaceae
Exons: 5
Coding region: 1-2892 (963 amino acids)
Source: RefSeq, a predicted model, not a curated record
AUGUCGGGCAACAACGCUGUUAUUGACGCUGGAUCGCAAUCCUACCAUCACCUAUUCACUCGAAGAAAGCCUAAGGACAAGGAGGAAUACCUCGGCGCUAUCCGUCUUGCGAGUGAUGACAAGAGUAUUGAAGGUCUCCCCAAGGCAACACCUCCUUCCCGAGAUGAUGGCAAGGCACAAACUGGAGUCUUCGCUACGGCCUUGUUACACUUAAGUGUGGAGGAUAUCGCAAACUCAAAGGAAGCGUACACAAUUGAGGACGCCAAGCUGAAGAGUGAAGCCGAUGCCCGAGUGAGGUCUACGCUGAGUAAACAGGACUCGACACGUGCUGUAUUGAACCAGAUGCGAACUGAACUUCAAGAGCUACAGGCACAAGACGCGGCGUUACCACCUCAAAGUCGCGUCGACUCGGAGGAGUGGGAGAUUGAUCUGGACUAUGGAGAUCUGUUGACUCGACAGGGCGAUGAGGCGUGCGAUGAAGUGCGCAAGGAGCUUGCGUUUGCAGUGGAGAAAGAGGAGCUUCUACUGCUUAAGAUGCGAGAGACUGGAUUAAGUGUCCAGUCCUUCCGCACCAUGAAGAUGCCGGCAACUUUACAGAAACGACUCGCAGAUAUCCACACUGCAGACGCUGCUGCCAAGAAGCAGCCAUCUACUGGAGCGAAGACUGGUCCACCUAGACGAGCGUCGGUAUUAGAUAUCAUGGAGAAGGACACUGCGCUGGACGAGGACUUUCCCUUAAAAGAAGACGAGCGACGUAAGCUCAUGAGUCAUAACGAUCCUGCUGUCGGCGGGAAUUGCGCAGCAUCAAGCGGUCCGACAGCAGUACAGGAGACUAGUGGGUCAAAGUCCGUUCACGGCUUCGAGGCGCGCAAACGACUGCGCACGGAGAGAAAGGAGAGACUGGCACGCUGGCAGAGCAACAAACCAGGCGAAGAUGCCGACGAUCCCAGAGACGUGGUCGCGAUCGCCUUUGCUCAACGCAACAUGGGCGACUACAAGCUGAAAACGGCUGCAGACUACGUGGUUCCAGAACAUCAGCGUGUCAACGCAGUGAAGAAAUUGAGGCAGAUGGCGCUCUUGGAGGAGAGUCUGUAUGCCGCACGCUUGCGCUUCAACGCCAAAGUGCUGGAGCUUCGCGAGUUGAAGGUGCAGCUGAUCAACGAGCUGCAUCGCGACCAGGAACGACUAGUCGAACUUCGAGCCGCAUUAGCGUCCAGCGGCGCAACACCAUCCAGCGUGUCGUCCAAAGAUCUAGUUGUGGACCUUCGCGAGUGGCCGGAGCAGCGGGAGUGCGUAAGCGACGCCGACAUUGAGCUCUUCCUUCGAGGGCAGAAGCGUCCGCAAUCAGCAGAUCGAUCCAUCGCUGCCGUCGCACGAGCUCUGGAAGGAACGUCGGGAAAGGAGGCUGCAAAGGGCGUCACCAUUGGCCAUUUACAUCUGCAGAUGGACGACGGUACGGCAGCUGCUGCGACGGCUUCGUCUGCACACGCGGGUGCUCUAAAUGUAGGAAACAUGGACGAGGAUGACGUGGUUAUCCAUGAAUACUUGAUGCGCCAAGAAGCGCUACUGCUCGAGCGCAAGCAGCAACGCGAGAUAGCGUCGUUUGACGCUGCUGUGGCUCACCUCCGUCAUGAGAAACUCGCUCUCGAGGAGAAGGCUGUGCAAGCAGAGUUCCUGACGCUUGUGAACGGCGGCACGGGGUCAAGUGUGACACCUCACCCGAGCUUUGCGGCGCUGCAGAAGCUGUUUAAGCGCAAGAUCAAGCGAGCUAAGAAGAAACCCGCUUCAGGUGGCAAGGAAGAAGGGAAAGAGCCUGACAGAGCGAGAGACGGCGAGGAGCAAGAAGACGACGAUGAAGAAGAAGAGGACGAGGACGAAGACUAUGACGAAGAUGACGACGACGAUGACGAAGAAGAAGAGGAUACUUGUCCGUCUGGAUGCGACUUGACUUUGUACGAGAAGGUGUUGGCCCUGCGUGAGAAGCGUGUCGAUGUAGACGACGCCAUGGGGGAGCUGAACAAGGCGAUCGAAGAGCUUCGGAAGGCCGGAGAGCGUCAGACAGCCAAGCAACGUGCGAUUGACAAGGAGCUGGCUGCCACGGAGCAGGAUACGCAGCAGUUCCAGAGUGAAAAGCAGUCGCGCUUCAACCAGCUGGACGUCGUAGUGCCGCUCAGUACGCGGCAACUAUGUUGUCUUGAAGCUCCGUCUCCGACUCGGCACAACUGGACGCUACCUGCUCAAGCUGCUGACUGCCUCGUGUUCACCACUCGCGCCUUCUCUGCGUUGUCCGAGCGUAUCGAGUCGCUGCAAGCAGAGAACAAGAAGCUGCGUCAGCAGUUCCGAGACCUCCACAAGCAGCAGAACGUGCUUGCUAAGGAGAAGCGUCAACAGCAAGAAGCCAUUGCAAGAGCUCAGGACCGCAGCGAGCAGCUCAUGCGACUGAAAUUCGGACAGCUAGUGGACCUGGAGGUGCUGGAUCGCGCUUGUGACGCGUCUUCGGUCGACGAGCUGCAGACUCGCGUCAAGUUACGCGAGGUCGAAGGUGAGCGAGCUCUGCGUCGUGCCAAGCAGACGCACCCGCAGCUGCAACACGCUAUUCUGCAGGCGACCGAGCAGAACACGGCCUUGUUAGCUCAGAUCGCUGCACUCACGGAGCGUCAGGCCGAACUGGAAAGCGAACUCAAUCGCCAUCAGGGUGGUGGCAGUAGCAGUGGGGACAGUGGCGGUGUACUCAGUCUUGACGAAGACGAGGCCUUGGUUGAGCGCGAGAUGAAGGAGCGCAACAAGCUCGUGCGGCUGGUGAAGCUGCAGGCCAGAGAAGUUGAAGCGCUCAAGCAGGAGAUCGGACUGCUGCGCGGCAAAGAUGGAAAAGUGUAUGCGCCUCGAGGGUAG